Messenger RNA from Salvelinus namaycush (lake trout), 2615 nucleotides. RefSeq names its product serine/threonine-protein phosphatase 2A 55 kDa regulatory subunit B alpha isoform-like. Lineage: Eukaryota; Metazoa; Chordata; Actinopteri; Salmoniformes; Salmonidae. Gene Ontology annotation, biological process: peptidyl-serine dephosphorylation. Bases 135 to 1478 code for a protein of 447 amino acids. The transcript is spliced from 10 exons. Gene Ontology annotation, cellular component: protein phosphatase type 2A complex; cytosol. The record is from RefSeq and is a predicted model, not a curated record. Gene Ontology annotation, molecular function: protein binding; protein phosphatase regulator activity.
GUGGGAAGACUUGUCGGGGAGGGUGUGUGAGUGAACAAGCCAGAACGUCUCGGUCUCACGAUUCAGUUUCUUCAUUUGAGAAACCGCUUGCACGAGUCAUAACCUGACAAACAAGCCCGGGAAUCCCUCUAGCCAUGGCAGGAGCUGGAGGUGGGAGCAAUGACGUGCAGUGGUGCUUCUCACAGGUGAAGGGGGCCAUUGAUGACGACGUUGCCGAAGCCGACAUCAUAUCUACCGUGGAGUUCAACCACUCAGGGGAGCUGCUAGCCACAGGAGACAAGGGUGGCAGGGUCGUCAUCUUUCAGCAGGAAAUAGAGAAGAGUCAGCCACAGUGCCGUAGUGAGUACAAUGUUUACAGUACUUUCCAGAGCCAUGAGCCCGAGUUUGACUACUUGAAGAGUUUAGAGAUCGAGGAGAAAAUCAACAAAAUCCGCUGGCUGCCCCAGAAGAACGCAGCUCAGUUCCUGUUGUCCACAAACGACAAAACCAUAAAGUUGUGGAAGAUCAGUGAACGAGACAAGCGACCAGAGGGCUACAACCUGAAAGAGGAGGAUGGACGCUACAUAGACCCCAACACUGUCACUGCACUUCGAGUGCCUGUGUUUAGACCCAUGGACCUCAUGGUGGAGGCGAGCCCUCGCAGGGUGUUUGCCAACGCGCACACCUACCACAUCAACUCCAUCUCCAUAAACAGUGACCAUGAGACGUAUCUAUCCGCAGACGACCUGCGCAUCAAUCUCUGGCACCAGGAGAUCACCGACCGCAGCUUCAACAUUGUGGAUAUAAAGCCAGCCAACAUGGAGGAGCUGACAGAGGUGAUUACAGCAGCUGAGUUCCAUCCACACCAGUGCAACACCUUUGUCUACAGCAGCAGCAAGGGCACCAUCCGCCUCUGUGACAUGAGGGCAUCAGCACUAUGUGACACGCACUCCAAAUUGUUCGAGGAGCCGGAGGACCCCAGCAACCGCUCCUUCUUCUCUGAGAUAAUCUCUUCCAUCUCAGACGUCAAGUUCAGCCACAACGGGCGCUACAUGAUGAUCCGUGACUACCUGUCUGUCAAGAUUUGGGACCUCAACAUGGAGAACAGGCCCGUGGAGACGUACCAGGUUCACGAGUACCUCAGGAGUAAGCUGUGCUCGCUCUAUGAAAAUGACUGCAUCUUCGACAAGUUUGAGUGCUGCUGGAACGGAAAUGACAGUGUGGUGAUGACGGGCUCAUACAACAAUUUCUUCCGGAUGUUUGACCGGGGCCAGAGGCGUGACGUGACCCUGGAGGCGUCCCGGGAGGGCAGUAAGCCACAGCAGGUCCUGAAGCCCCGCAAGGUGUGUGCCGACGGGAAGCGGAAGAAGGAUGAGAUCAGUGUAGACAGCCUGGACUUCAACAAGAAAAUCCUCCACACUGCCUGGCACCCUCAGGACAACAUCAUCGCCGUGGCAACCACCAACAACCUCUACAUAUUCCAGGACAAAGUGAACUAGAUGUUUUCUGUGAAGGCAGACUCCACUACCUUCAGCCUUUAAUUUUAGUCAAGAACAAAAUGUGUGACAACAUCGCCGUCAACAACAACUAACCUGUCAUUGGACAAAACAGACUUUGCAAUGUUUCCAGGUGUGGAAAACUGAAACUAUAUUCUUGCCCACCAUCAGCCUCUGUGGCACAGUGAUGCGUCACUCACCAUGAUAUUGUUUUGGUGGUGAUGUGCCAAUCUGUGCGUCGCCUGCCCAGUAUCGCCCAGCCCCAGGGCAACAUGGGAAACUCGUUUAAUUUAUAUGUAUGUCUGACAUGCACAAUUUCUUUGAAGGGGAGUCGAGGGCUAGUAAAAAAAAAAAAAACACGCCGAGAACCAUCCCUGCUCCUUCAGCACCUCUCAUUGUCUGGUGCCAUAGUCAUGUUUUUUUAUUAGUCAACUGCCAAACUGUUCUGUUUUAAUUCAAUUACAAGAACUGGUGUUCUGUUUCUAUUGUUUCUCAUACCACAUACUUCUCCAAGAGCCUCCAUCUCUUACUUACACACACAGAAAUAUUCAGACACAUUUAUCAAAGAGCCUAGCUGUUGGUGUACUGCUGCACCUCAGGAACAGUCUAAAACAUCUACUCAGAGCAUGUUGUAUGUAGUAUGACUGGUCCUACACUACAUGACCAAAAGUAUGUGGACACCUGCUUGUCAAACUUCUCAUUCCAAAAUCAUGGGCAUUAUUAUGGAGUUGGUGCUAUAACGGCCUCUGCUGUUCUGGGAAGGCUUUCCACUAGAUGUUGGAACAUUCAGCCAUGAGCAUUAGUGAGGUCGGGCACUGAUGUUGGCUGUUUACGCCUAGCUCGCAGUCGGCGUUCCAAUUUAUCCCAAAGAUGUUUGAUGGUGUUGAGAUCAGGGCUCUGCCGGCCCGUCAAGUUUUUCCUCACCGAUCUCGACAAACCGCAACUGAAUGGACCUCGCUUUGUGCACAGGGGCAUAGUCGUUCUCCAAACUGUUGCCACAAGUUGGACGCACAGAAUCGUCUUGAGUGUCAUUGUAUGCCGUAGCGUUAAGUUUUCCCUUCACUGGAACUAAGGGGCCCGAACCAUGAAAACAGCCCCGUCCAUUAUUCCUCCACCACCCAACUUUACAGUUGGCAUUAU